AUGAUUACAUCAGCAACGUGGGUUCAUGUACAAGGUGCGUGUAUAAUGAUUUGAAUCCUGAUAUUUUGCUAUUUGGCCAUAAAGCACUGCUGCGCUACACAAGGGGAGCGGUAACCCCGCUUACAGACACAAGACAAACUGGACCGUGUGGAUAGAUUGCACCACUUAUCAUGGACCUAGGGGUGGGAAUGAUCGGGAAAUUUGUAGUGGUUUUAAUCUAGCAACUCCUUUCGUAUUUAAAUGUACUUUGAGGCUUGCUAAGAGAAACUUGUCAUUACUGCAUUCUUGAAUGGAAAACUCUACGAGGAACGAACGUUUCCGCUUAAUCUGCGAUUACUACUAUCAGUUAUGUGUUGGUUGUAAUGUUUUAAUAAAAGACUUGAAGGGAGUGCUUUUAUUUUGACUCAUGUAUUUUUUUCUAUUGUAGUUAUACCAGCGAUAGGCUUGUUCUUAGACAAGGAACCGUCAGCUUGGGAGCUAGGCAACAUUGUUGAUUAUAGCCUCUCGAAGAGGAGUGGACUUAUAUUCAAGUCAAACAUUAGGAGUCAUACGUCAAAAUUUCAAUACCCGUCGCUUCGCGAAAGGCUCUACAUAGAUAAAAUUCCAAAAUGGAGUUCACUUGUUGUUGGAGAGACAGUGUUGGUUGAGGUUCAAUCGAACGAGUUUCAGUUAGGAAAGAUUGUUUCCCUCACUGCGAGGUCAGAUAACCGCGGCGGAAAAGUGACAGUAAAGACACAGGAAAACACGAGGGAAUUUGAUCACAAUGCUAUACGGAUACAGGGUAGGUGUAUUACGACGUAAAUAUCACAUGAUUUUUAGUUAUUCAUUAAAAGGAGCUGUGCAUGCCAAGAAAGUUAUCGAAAUUCAAACAGUUGGAAAUGCUACGAGAUUGAGCGAAACAUUAAAAUAACUCCUCAAAAUAUAAAUAAAAAGCAUAAGUGUCACAGCAUAUACAAAAAAGGUCAUGGAUGGACAAAUUUGAAGAAGAUUGAAACGGGUUGCAACUGUGGUUUUUUAAAAUUUAUAAGCUUUACGUUAACAGUUUUUCAAAGAUAAUACUUUUUGUGGAUCAAUUUAAGUUUCUGGGAAACUGCCCACCUACCCCUCCCCUACACUAACAUUUUGUCCUUAGAUAAGAUGUAAGUGUUAAUUUUAUAGCUUAAGCGAGGGGUAGGUGGGCAGUUUUCCAGAAACCUGAAUUGAUCCGUUUUGUUUGUAACUCCAGAUGCAACGCUUGGGAGACAUAUUUUUCGGACAUGAAUCACUGAUUUUGCCUUUGCUAAAGUCAAGUUCCAAAGCGAAUAAGGACGUAGCUUGCGAGCAAGCUUUCCGGGGUGCUCUGGCGGCGGGGCGGGAAAAGGAAAGAGAACUUGAAACUGCGUCUAUGGAAUUUAAAUUCCAAUUCCCCUUUGGCUCCCCGUCGACUGAGCUGUCAGAUUUUUGCCAAUUAGCGCGAAGCGGAAACGAGUGCGAAUGUAAACAAACGUCAUCAACUAAUGUCAUCUCCGCCAAACAAAAUUUCGCAUCGACUUUUUCGAUCCAGAUUUUCAAAUUCCAGGGACGUAGUUGCAAGCUCUCCUUCCCUUUCUCGCUUCGCCGCCCGAGCGCCCCGGAGAGCUUGCUUGCAGGCUAAUAAGGACGUUUAAUUAAAAGUAUUAACAAAAUGAACUAGACAGCAGUGACAAAGACCCUUUAAAUCUUUGGCAAUGGCAGUCGUGAUAAUUAUCAUCCGGCAAAGGCUAAAAAAAGGCUAAAACAUCAAUUUGAUUAAAUCUCACCUUGUUUGUUUAUUUUAGGAAUGAACAUUUGCCAGUUUGAAGAGGCUGCCUGUAAUACUGACUCUGAAGACUGUCGACCGAUCUAUCUAAAUAAAUGGCUCGUUAUACCUUCAAAAUAUAAAUGCUCCUGCAAGGAAGGCUACCGGAUACAUCCAAUACACAAAUGCAUUGGUUUGUGAUGUUUUUAUAGUUUGUGGCGUAUUAUUUACCAGCUUUUCUGGGCACAUGCCUGCCCAGAGGGAAUGUGCACGAACGGGACUCAGGUCCCAUGCAAGGUGCCAUCCGUACCCAAUCCCACAACCCGUAAAGGUUGGCCACACCACCGUGGUCUACGACCCCUACUUUUUUCGAAUAGUGAUGUGGGUUCCUUUACGUCCCACAAGAACAAAUCAGUGAAAGUGCUGUGAGACGGAACCUACGGUUUUUCGUCCUUAUCCGAGAAGACUUAGAAAAUCUAACCAUUUGCAGAUGUCAUUACAAAGGCAGCACUUUCUUCUCAGUUUUUUCAAAGACCCUGAGUGUUGGUCCGGCCGGGGUUUGAACCCGCGACCUCCCGCUCGGCAGACCGGUGCUCUCCCAACUGAGCUAACCAGGCGGCGGUUAUUAAACGUGUAGCUGGGACUCUGAUACAAAAGUGAAAGAGCCUUGGCAGUUCGAUAUAGUAAAAUAUUGAGAAUUAAAAGAAAAGAGGUGGAGCCCAUUAAUCAACACGUAGGCGUCCUCUCUUAUGGGAAUAAGUUAAGGUAGGUCCUUUGCAGCCAGUAAUUCACAUGCUACAAAACUGCAAUGUUGAAGAGUAGACAAACAAAGUGGAUUCUGAUAUUAAAUGUUGUAAGCUCUUUGUAUCUCUUGUCUCAGUGCGUACCCUGCUCUCCAGCAUGGUGGUUUUGUACCUUGUGAAUGACUAGGUACGAGGGGUCUAUUCAUAAACUGUUCCGACAAUAUUUGACCAACAAAGAGGAGAUAACCUUUACCCUUCAUUAACUUUAAACAAACACUGGAUUGCUUUUAGAUGCUCAGAACAUUGUUCUUUAAUGGAAUGUAUGUUUCUUUCUUGAGCCAAUGAAGUUAAUCCUUAGCUCUUUUCAUUUUUUUUAUUUCUUUUGGGAGAUUGCUUGAGGUUUCCCUGCUCUAAUAUUUAUGCUUCCAUUGAAGGUCCUAUCACGAUGGAGAACCCAGCUGAUAAACCAACAGAAUUUAAGGACAACAAUGAGUCUCGAGAUGACACAAGGGACAACUUCGACGACGACUUUGAUGACGACGACUUUGAUGUUGACGACUUUGAUAUUGAUGACACACUUUGGGAGGAGUCGGACAAAAAAGAGAACCAGUCUCAUAUUGGGGUCAUUUUAGGGAGCUUGUUCGGGGCCCUUGGAGUGGCUGCCAUCGUAGCCUUUGUUUUAUGGAAGUGAGUACAUUUCACUUAUUACCACUCGCUAUUGUAAGGAGAGGUACUGUAACGAAACAUGUUACGAUGCUACCAAAUCACAAGCCUCUUGUUACAAUCUUUUCAGCGUGUUACAAACGAUUUAUUAUUAUUUUUUUAAUUCUGAAUGUAUGUGCUUUUGAGAGUAAUAUCUGCGCGACUUUGCCUGGAAGAAAUAUUGUCCCUUAAUUAGAAUGUGAAAAAAUGUUUCAGUUUUGUAAUCCUUCCUGUAAUUCUUGCGUAAUGUGCAUUUCUUUUCCCAGAAAAUUUGCCAAAAGAAUGACCAGCGAUGAGCGACUUCGAAAGAGGAUCAUAGAAGAAAUGGUGGGGAAAUGGAAAGAAGAAAAUCCAGACAUGCACCUGCAGGAGAAGAAAAUGAAAGUCCUAAGCUACUUUCGGAACAUUCCUUCAGUGUUGAAGGACAGAAUUUCUGCAUUCUUACAGAGACGGCCUGACACUCAGCCGACGGUGGAAGUGAAAGAAAUGCAGGAGGGCCAUGAUGAUCAUAUAAAGGAAAAUCCUGAGCCGGAAGAAAAUACUCCUGACGAUGAUCGAGAACACCAUGAUGAUAAUCAUCACGAAAACCCUCGAACGGAUGCACAAGAAUGCCAAGGAGACGUGAAAGACCUAAAUGAACUGAACGCGAAAAAUACUCUUAACGAUAAUGAAGAACACCUGGAUGACAAUCUUCACCAAAACCAUCAAACGGAUGCACAAGAAUGCCAAGGAGGCCUGCAUGACACAACCACACAAGAAGACCAAGAGGUUUCCCAUCCUGAUACACAAGAAAGUCACGGUGAUCUUAAGGGGGUAAUCCUUCAUCAAGAGGCGCAGGAAAACCAAGAAAAUCCCCCCAAGGAGAGCAUCUUCUCUGAAGCGCCUCAGUCAGACCUUCCCCUUCAAAAUAUCAAUGGUCAGGGACAACUACAGCAAGAUGCAGCGGAGGGUGAAGAAGAACUGCACUAG
Messenger RNA from Porites lobata, 4170 nucleotides. The record is from the annotation of a GenBank genome assembly. Lineage: Eukaryota; Metazoa; Cnidaria; Anthozoa; Scleractinia; Poritidae.